Messenger RNA from Etheostoma cragini (Arkansas darter), 674 nucleotides. RefSeq names its product complexin-2. The transcript has 4 exons. Lineage: Eukaryota; Metazoa; Chordata; Actinopteri; Perciformes; Percidae. Gene Ontology annotation, molecular function: syntaxin binding. Gene Ontology annotation, cellular component: SNARE complex; terminal bouton. Gene Ontology annotation, biological process: neurotransmitter transport; regulation of neurotransmitter secretion; synaptic vesicle exocytosis. The record is from RefSeq and is a predicted model, not a curated record. Bases 246 to 653 code for a protein of 135 amino acids.
GAGAGAGAGAGAGAGAGAGAGAGAAUGUAUUAAAGGACGGGCUUCAGACGGAGGUUUGGCUGCAGACUGGUCGGGAUUCCUUUCGCCGCCUCGGUCCUUUCAGACACAUCAGGUCACCGAAGACGUUAGGACAGAAGGACGGGAAAGUGCAAAGGACCAAGACACCCGGAGAUCCCAGGCUUGGUGGCUACAUGAUCAGAUCUCUUUGGUUUUGAGAUAAACAACCACACUAAUCAGCAGGAACCAUGGAUUUUGUAAUGAAGCAAGCUUUAGGUGGGGCCACCAAAGACAUGGGUAAGAUGCUGGGUGGGGAGGAGGAGAAGAAGGACCCAGAUGCUGCCAAAAAGGAGGAGGAGCGGCAGGAGGCGCUGAGGCAGCAGGAGGAGGAGAGGAAGGCCAAGCACACCCGCAUGGAAGCAGACAGGGAAAAAGUACGGCAGACCAUCAGGGACAAGUAUGGGCUGAAGAAGAAGGAGGAGAAGGAGGCGGAGGAGAAGGCGGCCAUGGAGCAGGCCUGCGAGGGGUCCCUGACGCGCCCGAAGAAGGCGAUCCCGAGGGGAUGCGGAGACGAAGACGAAGAGGACGAGGAGAGCAUCCUUGACACGGUCCUCAAGUUCCUGCCCGGACCUCUACAGGACAUGUUUAAGAAGUGAAAAAAACAAACCCAACUACUA